AUGGCCGACGGCGCUCCCCGCUCCCCCGCCACCGCGAUGCUCCCGCCGACCGAUUCCGCCCCGAUCAUCCCCGACGCCCCUGCUCCUCCUUCCUCCCCCGCCGCCGCGAUGCUCCUGCCGACCGAUUCCGCCCCGAUCGUCCCCGACGCUCCUCCUCCGCCUUCCUCCCCCGCCGCCGACGGACUCCUCCGCCCCCGAGUGCAACUUCCCACGCCCGCCCACCAUCCACAGGGCGCCGGCAGCAGCUCCAACAACCCCAACGCCGGCGCCGGCGCCGAGGAAGACAUGUUCCACCUCGACCCAGUGAAACCCGGCCUGCUAGAAGACGACACCCCAGACCUCCCGAUCCUCCUCUCGCUCUUCCACAAGGACCGCAAGAUCGCGCUCUCCGACGACCGCCUCACGGCGGGGAGCGCCAAGGGCUAUAGCAUGGUGCGGGCGACCCGUGGCGUGGCCUCCGGCGCGUGGUACUUCGAGGUGCGGGUGCUGCACCUCGGCCCCACCGGCGGCGACCGGCUCGGCUGGGCCACCGACAAGGCCCUCCUCGUCGCGCCCGUCGGGAACGACGCCUUCAGCUUCGGGUACCGCAGCGUGGAUGGGUCCAAGGUGGCCAAGGCCUGGAGGAGCGACUAUGGCGAUGGCUAUGAAGCAGGUGAUGUGCUGGGGUUUUACAUUUCGCUGCCUGAAGGGGAGGUUUAUCUGCCGCCCAAGGAGGCUGAGAUGGUCAAGCUUAAGGGGGUGUAUUUCUUUGCUAAACCUGCCAAGGUGGAUGAGACCAAGCCAGUUCCAGUUCCAGUCCCAGUUCCUGGGAGUGAGAUUGUUUACUUCAAGAAUGGAGUAUGCCAGGGCACCGCCUUUGACAACAUUCUCGGAGGGCGAUACUACCCAGCUGCAUCCAUGUACACAAUGCCCGACGAGCCAAACUGUGAGGUCAAAUUCAAUUUCGGGCCUGAUUUCACGUUCUUUCCAGAAGACUUUGGAGGCCGUCCCGUCCCUCGCCCAAUGAGCGAGGUUCCCUACCAGCCGUACGUGCUGAUGAAAGAGGGAUCUGCUAGUGCUGAAAAGGCCGCUUAG
This is a messenger RNA of Brachypodium distachyon (stiff brome), 1074 nucleotides long. Its product is annotated as protein TRAUCO. The transcript has 3 exons. NCBI's taxonomy places the organism in Eukaryota, Viridiplantae, Streptophyta, Magnoliopsida, Poales, Poaceae. Gene Ontology annotation, molecular function: protein binding; transcription cis-regulatory region binding. Gene Ontology annotation, cellular component: Set1C/COMPASS complex. Bases 1 to 1074 code for a protein of 357 amino acids. The record is from RefSeq and is a predicted model, not a curated record.